Messenger RNA from Hippocampus zosterae (dwarf seahorse), 4304 nucleotides. RefSeq names its product transferrin receptor 1a (gene tfr1a). Gene Ontology annotation, biological process: iron ion transport; intracellular iron ion homeostasis. The transcript is spliced from 18 exons. Lineage: Eukaryota; Metazoa; Chordata; Actinopteri; Syngnathiformes; Syngnathidae. Bases 143 to 2452 code for a protein of 769 amino acids. Gene Ontology annotation, cellular component: external side of plasma membrane. The record is from RefSeq and is a predicted model, not a curated record.
AUAUAAGCAGGGGGCAGCGAGCUGAAGGACACGCGGCUUAACAUACAACUGGAGCAACAAAAAGCAGCAAGAAGGAGAAAAACCCUCGUAGUGUCAAAAGCACCAGUGAACAUUUUCCAGACAAGAGUUCCGUCAAGCAACAAUGGACCAAGCAAGGUCAACAAUAACUAAAAUUUUUAAUGGAGAACCACAUUCGUAUACACGUUUCAACUUGACCCAGAACAUGGAAGGUGACAACAGUCAAGUGGAGAUGAAGCUUUCAGCUGACACGGAUGAAGAAGUCGGCGGAAAUGGGGUGGGCGCCCACCUCAACCAUAAUUCCAACCACAAAUCCUACAUGACUUCAAAAUUUGGACGCACGCCGAAGAACCUUUGCUUUAUCAUCGCUACUGUCCUCCUCAUCUUUAUCAUCGGGUACUUGAUUGGCUUCUUGGUCCACCGCAAAAGAGAUGCGCCUGUCAGCUGUCAAGCCUCCGUGGAAUUGCUCAAUGAGCCCGUCUUUCACGACACGGGAGCAGCCCCCCCCAUGGCCUGGAAUGACGUCAAGAAAGCAUUUGCCCAGAAAUUGAGUGCGUCCAACUUCCAACUUGCCUUCAGCGAGUUCUCAAGUGACAGCCAUCGGGCUGGUUCCCCAGGCGAUGAUGCUUUGGCCGACAAGGUGAUCAAGAAGUUUCAAGAGUACGGCAUGAAAACCUGGACCGACGAGCACUUCAUUAAAGUUCACGAUCGCCCGCUUUCCGGCUCCAACAAAGUUAUUUUCAAGGAUGGCAAAGAACAGCGUCCAGAAGGUUUUCUGUCCUACAGUGCUAAUGGAAUUGCAAAGGGAGCUGUCCUGUAUGCCUCCUAUGGACAGGAAAGCGACUUCAGAUUGCUGCGGGACAGAAACAUCAACAUGAGCGGCAGAGUGAUGUUGAUCCGAGCAGGAAAGAUCAGCUUUGCGGAAAAGGUGGCCAAUGCUGCCAAAAUGUUGGCCUCUGCCGUACUGAUCUACCAAGACCCGGCUGAUCAUCCUUCUGAAGGGACCACUCAGCUCUUUGGACAUGUGCAUUUAGGUUCAGGGGAUCCCUACACCCCUGGCUUCCCCUCGUUUAAUCACACCCAGUUUCCACCCAGCAAGUCGUCAGGUCUGCCAAGUAUCUUGGCUCAAACCAUCACAGCACGUAUGGCCGCCAGCAUUCUCGAACAGUUGGAAGGUCAGAAUGCACCAGAAGACUGGGGCGUUUACAACAAACUUGGUAGUGAGAAUGACGUCAUCACUGUGGAGGUGAACAACGUUCUCUCUGAGAAAAAGAUCCACAACAUCUUUGGCGUCAUCGAAGGCUUUGUGGACGCGGAUCGAUAUAUGGUUAUCGGUGCCCAGAGGGAUGCCUGGGGUCCGGGUUUUGCUGCAUCCACCGUCGGCACCGGGGUUCUGGUAGAAAUGGCUCGUUCAAUCUCGGCCAUGCUGCAAAAGGACCGGUUCAAGCCCAGGAGGAGCAUUGUGUUUGCGAGUUGGAGUGCGGGAGAAUAUGGGAGCGUUGGCGCCACCGAAUGGCUGGAGGGCUAUCUUUCUUCUCUUAGCAUGAAAGCCUUCUCUUACAUCAACCUUGACGGCAUUAUAGCAGGUCACAAUGGUUUUAAAGUGGCAGCAAGUCCUAUGAUGUAUGGCUUGAUUGAACGCACUCUCAAAGAGGUGGGCAUCCAGAAUCAGGACGUGUCCCUCUUCACUCAAUUUGGAAAGGGCAAGUGGGAAUCCAACGUGUUGGAACCUCUGAAGCUGGAUAAUGCCGCUUAUCCUUUCAUUGCCUUUACGGGCAUCCCGUCCCUGUCGUUUCAAUUCACUUCUGGCAAUUUAGAUUAUUCCUAUUUUGGCACGUUGCUGGAUACCGAGGCAAAGCUGAUCACUGCCACGUCCAACCAGCAUCUGCAGCUGGCUGAAGCUGCUGCCAAGUUUGCAGGCCACAUCAUGCUGAGGUUGGUCCAUGACCAUCUGCUGCAGAUGGACCUGUCAAAGUAUGACAAGAUUAUUCGGAUUCACGUGUCUCAGAUCAACAGGAAAGUCAACACUGUACAGAGGAUGCAACCUAAUCGGGUGCCCACAUCGGUGGAGUGGUUGAUGUCAGCCUCCGGCUCUUACAGUCGAGCCUCUCGUAACCUGAUGAGAAGUAUCCAAAACAGUGACUUGAGCAACAUCGAGAUGUGCCGCAUCUACAACGACCGCAUCAUGUCGGUGGAGAGGAACUUGCUGUCAGCAUACGUGUCUGCCAGAGAAAGUCCUUUCCGUCACAUCCUGCUCGGCUCUGGUCCGCAUACACUCAAAGGGCUGUCCAACCACCUUGACGCCCUCAGGACAGACAGCCCGGAAGCCGAUGUCGACCAGUUCCGCAACCAGUUUGCCUUGGCCACCUGGACAAUUCAGGGUUGUGCCACUGCGUUGGCGGGUGACAUGUGGUCGAUUGAUAAUGAAAUCUAAAUUAUUUUCACCCCGUGCUCUUCCCUUAGCAACGAUGAUAAUAAUAAUAAGUGUAAUAAUAAUUCUAUUUGAUCAUCUAUACCAGUUAUAAGCCGCCUCAUCUCCCUUAGCGUUCUACUUAAAAUCACACAACUUUUCACAUCAACACAGUUUUGUUUUUUUUUCUUGUACGUUUUCUUCCUUUGAAAGACAUUUUGAAAAUGCGGUGCUUAAUUGAUCACAUUUGAUUACUUUGGUGCUACAGUAACCACCUCCGACGACUAAUGUUGCUUGAUGGUAUUGCCGAAAGUCAGGACGCCAGUACCCGGACUCAAACUUGCAAAAAAAAAAAAAAAAAAUAUGGGCAGCAUUUCUUUCCAAUCUACAGUAGUAAGUGUUUAGCGUUUAUUUAAAUAUCAUAACUGAAAAGCAGUAACACGCCGUUCAAACCUCUGAGUAACUAUAUUUACUGUAGUUGUUACUGUGCAGAAAUAUGCAUCAUUAAGAUCAAUCAUUAAGAAUAAACCGAAACAACAUGAGACAAAAUUUGAAAAGUCCGAAAAAUUACAAUUUUUACAAUUAAGCAAAAAAAAAAAGAAAAAAGGGAGAUGGUAUUUUACCAGGUGGCCGUGAAACCGAAGUCUAUUUAUUGUGUUUCUUAGUUAUCAGUGACAGGGUUCACGACAAAUAUUUUUUAAUUGCCUUUUAUAAAAAAAAAAAAACGUGUAAUUAUCGGGAGCAGUGCCUUCCAUAAUUAUGACAGUUAUACUGUCGAAAUGACAAAAGCAGCAUCUGCUAAGAGAAGCUAGCACUGAGCGCGCGCAAGAGUUCUCCGCUGAGGCUGAAUCAAAGCUGCUCAUCCAAACUCGGCCUCACGUGUGCACUUCUCAUCCUGCUACCAUUAUCGGAAGCAGCGUCUUCCAUAAUGUGGAAACCAACAAGGUAGUUUUUGCCUACCAGUGUGUAUCCGUAUCGGAGGCAGUGCCCUCCAUAUUUCACUGUAGGGGUGGAUGUUUAUAUUGUCGGGGGCAAUGUUUCCCAUAAUUUUUGUAUAUAUUCCGUAAAUUAGAUCAACAUCACAAUUCAUUGUCUCGCUCAAUUUCAGAUCUUUUUGAUGUGUCCUUAUGUGAGUCCUUUCUUCCUACGUCCUUUGUGCCUACAGUUUUCCCGAAACUGUUUUCACAAGCUGUUUUGGGAUUAAGGUGAGGCAUAUGAAUGGCUAAAUUGCACUCUGGGUUCCUGACGGCAGCCUUUGACCCCAUUACAAAUCAAAAUGUAUGUAGAUUUUUUUGUUGAUAUGUAUGUGGAAGUGAUGUGAUUCCCGCCCACCUGGCCCUUGAGGAAGACAAAUCGUUUUGGGUGCGUUUGUGUUAAAAAAAAAAAAGUCACAAGUGCCUUUUGCUUCAUGAAUGUAUUGCAAGUUCUAGUACCUGUGGGUUUCCAAGAGUGUAGGAUGUUGGUUUAUUCAUUUUUCCCCAUUUAUAUGUAUGUGUCUUUGACCACCCAUUCAAAGACACCUUCACAUCCGUUCUGAGCUAAAUCAAAGUUACAGUUUUACAGUUGCUAAUGUUGUUGGUGUUCAUCAUCAGAGAAGAACUGAAAUGAUUGUGCUUCACACACCCCAAAUUAAAGUAGAAAUUGUGGCAUUGUUUUAGCUGACUAACCUUAAAACGAUCCGCCGUUCAGUGCCUAAGGAUUGGCCAUUAGUUUAUGCGCUGAUUAAAUGGAUAAAAUGAUCAUUUGAAAAUCAAAAGAAUGUGUUUUGAAGAUAUACAUGUAUUUUUUUUCACAGUAGGCAACAUGUUUUCCAAAUGCAUGCAAAUUAGUGUCAUUUUUCAUUUCCGCUCUGCAAUAAACAAUCACAUCGCUCUUA